AUGGCACAAGUGUGUCACACAUGUACACGUACAACACCAGUGAUCCAUUGUCUUACAGAAGGACAGAACUUGUGCUUUACUUGUGACUACCUUCAGCAUUGUGAUCAACGUGAUGCAGGGGGAGAAGGAGCAGGAGAAGUAGGGCACGUACGUUACCAAAUCUGCAAUAGUUGCAUGAAUAAUCCAGCUUUACUCCUCUGCUUUGAUCACCGGCUCUCUCUUUGCCAAUCUUGCUAUUCACAACGGUACAAUUGCGCCUCCUAUGGCCACCGCAACCAAAUCAUCAACAGCUUGCCUCAUCAACAACAACACCCUAAUAAUCACAAUAAUCGGCAUCCUCAGCAUCCUCAUCCUCAGAAUCCUCAGCAUAAUGAGCAUGAGCAUGUGGGUCAUUACAACCAGAGAAAAAGAUGGAUGUUUGGAGAAGUCUGCGUUGGGGAUAAUGAUUGCGAGAGAUGGAUGUUUGCAAUGGACUGUGAAGAGUGCAAAGCUUCAAACGCUGUCGUUUACUGUCACCAUCACCACUCUCUUCUCUGCGAUAAUUGCGAUCGAGUUAAUCAUCCUUCCGUGCCUCAUGUUAGGGCUAGGCUUUGCGUGAGGUGUAAGAGACCCUCUCGGUAUUACAUCCUCGGGGGUGUUAAUGUCAUGAUUAUACCACCGUAUCCUCCUCCUGCUGCGCCGGCAGCCUAG
This is a messenger RNA of Microthlaspi erraticum, 690 nucleotides long. NCBI's taxonomy places the organism in Eukaryota, Viridiplantae, Streptophyta, Magnoliopsida, Brassicales, Brassicaceae. The record is from the annotation of a GenBank genome assembly.